UUCAUUGAUUGACAAAAUGGACCAGCAAGAGCAAAAGCAGCGGUUCCAAUAGCGCUGCCAAUAAACAAAGUGACGAAAAAGGCUCCAAGCACGGUCCCGCCGAUUGUUGUCUAAAGACCACCUCUUUCAUGUGGGGAUUGCACAGCGAGAUGGGUUGCAGCGCCAUCUGUCAACAAUUGCUCCUCCCCUCCCCAUGGGCGCAGGCGUCACGCCUUGGCCCUUCACCUGUCCCUACCUAGCCCACACAUACAAAUUCGGAAGCCAGGACACUAAUUAUCAGGGCAGGCAAUCCCCACAGAAGCAUGUGCAUCCAGCUUGCAUGCACCUCCUUGUGGCAAGAAGGGCAAAACACAGAGCGCCUGGCACUGGGUGAAUGCACUGGAGCCCGGCCCGGUUUUAGAAACCAAACAAAAACAAACCCACUUACCCUUUCUACGCGCUCGACUUUUGCGCGUGUCGGCGUGAUGUCUGUGUUCAGCACCCGCGAGUUGCGGUGCUUGAAGAGCCGGCUGAACCGGCCGGCGGCCUACAUGCACGAAGCACAAAAUGGGUCAUUGGUCUCACCUGCCAUUGUCGUACAACGCAGACCACCCAGCCCAUGGUCUGUAUUGCGAGGUCGUGCCCGUUCAUUGAAUGCGAAUCAAAAUCGAUGGCUGGGGGCGUUCUGUGUUCUGUUUUCAGUUACAUACCGUCGCGUUCUGGGCGUUUGGUGGCCGGGCUCGUGGGAUUGGUGUUGUGGUUCCACGCAUGCUGAAAGGCAGUACUCCAAGAAUAGCAUCUGCUGUCGGCAUCACAAGUCGACGUGGGCGUGUGCGCGGGCGUGUGGCGUGGAGGACGCUGAAAGCAAGAAAUUAGUUCAAAUAAAAGUGCCGGCGGUGCGAAAGAAGCAAGAAGCCGGAACGGAAAACGAAUGAUGCAGAGGGGGAUUAAAUAGACCGCUGGGAAAGAUCUCAGGCGAUGCAAUGCGUAUGUGGGCGAGUGUGAUAUGCAAGAGUCCUGCUCUACAGCAACAAAAAAUGGCAACGAGGAUAAAAAUGAAAGGGAGGCGAAUUUCAGAAAACGGAAAAUAAAGAGAAGACAAAAAGACCACCAAGAGCGAAGACACUAGCGAUC
Molecule: messenger RNA, 1113 nt
Organism: Linderina pennispora
Lineage: Eukaryota; Fungi; Kickxellomycota; Kickxellomycetes; Kickxellales; Kickxellaceae
Exons: 1
Coding region: 303-914 (203 amino acids)
Source: RefSeq, a predicted model, not a curated record